Molecule: messenger RNA, 1569 nt
Organism: Paramuricea clavata
Lineage: Eukaryota; Metazoa; Cnidaria; Anthozoa; Malacalcyonacea; Plexauridae
Source: the annotation of a GenBank genome assembly
AUGAAUGACCGGCGUGGAAAUUCAAGCAAGCCUUCCCAUGUUUUCAAAUCAAGUAAAUUAAAAGCACAAUUCGCCCUAAAUAUGGACUGCGCGACAUCGGAAAACAAGCUAAGCGAAGAGUUUUGUUUUUUCGACGGAAAGGUGAAACAAUGUAGAGGAUUGGUUUCUUUAACUGCCAGUGUCUAUCAUCCUGUCCUUAAGAAACUUAUUCCAUUGGCAACAAUGGAAUGUGAUGGAGAAAAUUCAGACACGGUGCAGUUGUUUUGGGAAUGUUUCAAUGAAAUCUUGAAAAAGGAAAGUGGCAACAACGACUACCAAUUCAAUCCUCGUGGUUGGAUAACAGACAUGGCUGGCAGUACCAUUGAAGGCUUGAAGAGAGUUUUCGGAACUGAUGUUGUCGGGCGAAUUAAGUCCUGCGAAUUUCACUUCAAAGAAUAUCGUAAUCGUCAGUCACGAAAACUUGGUGAUGAAGACCGCAGAAACGUUUAAAGUUUAUGCAAUUGCCUCCUGCAAGCCCCGUCCCCAAUAAGCUAUAGCUAAGCAAAAGAAGAUUUGGAAACAUUCAUUGCCGAAUGUCCUGAACGUCGAAGUCUUUCAAGUUGGCUCGAUUGGUGGCACAAGAGAAGAGCAUUUGUAUUCCCUGCCUUCAUUAGUGUUUCUGGUGGCCCAAAAAUGAACCUAGCUGAAGUUAUUCAUGCAAGUUGGGUUAAACGGGACCACGGAAAUAUGUCAUUGUUGGAUGCUGCGCACGCUGAUGCUCGGGAUAACGUCCAGUUAGAAGUCGAAUACAAAGCUUUUCGCGUGUAAAAUUCGCGAGGUGGAACGGGUCCUUCUUUAGCAGACAAUGCCCUUCAAAAAACAUCAAACGAGGUGAGAAGAGCUCAUGCCCUUGGCCAGGAGCUCGCAGGUGAAGACAUCACAGGCACCGAAAGAACCGCAUCGCCAACUGCCCUCACCGCGCCAUUUAGUUUGCCAUCAGACAAGCAUAAUGCUAGCGUAACGACCUCGUGUGAAAGAACAACGAACAACAGACCGAGCCGCUACAGAUCGUCGAGAAGUAAAGUAUUUCUCGAUCGCCUUGGAAGAGCAAAAAAAGAAAGAAAUUCGAUAAAGGUAAAAUCAAUCAACGUUAGAAGACAAGAGAAUCCUGGACUUAUAUGUGGCUUGUCUACUUGAAGAUAUACAGAUUACACAGUUCAUAUUGGUAGCCAGCAUUCAUGUGACUGUCAAGAUUAUGUUAAAUAUCGCGGAAAACAGGCAUGCAAGCACAUUUUAUGGACACUACUAUUCAUAUGUGGUAUUCAGGAUAGUAGUGAAAUUUUACAACAAGUAUCCCUGACCAUCGAGGAAAUUCGCCAUAUUACAGCUAAUACCCCAGCUAACAUUUCAGAACAAUUGAAGGCUAUGAAUGAAGCAAACACUCCAACCCAACAGAGGCAAAGCAGGAAGGAUAUUACAACCAACCUUUUGGAAAAUAAUCCUCGCAACGGCAGUCCGCAAAUGUGGUACCUUGAACGAAUGGAGAAGAAAAGAGGACAAGUUCCACGAUGCGGAGGCUGCCAGGCUUAA